AUGGACAAUAACAUUCGUUUAAAGAAGGCAGCGUCAGCUCCUCACUGGGACAAGCCAGCUCCAAAUCUCUCAAGCAUGCCCAACGACAUCCUCCUCAACAUUGCCGACUUCAUCGUCACGGACGAAAGCCGAUCGAACCAUCUUCCAUUCGAGCGGAAGGAUCUGUAUUUCCGCAAGUAUCUCGAAUGGCGCGUCUGGCGCGGAUUCAUCCGACUUCGGUCGAACCCUGACGCCGACUCCUUCGAGAAGAUGGGAUGCAUAAGUUGGGAUUGGCUUGUGCCAGAGGAUCGACAAGUGCUCCGUGUCUCGAAGAAGUUCUAUGUCGCCAUCAUGUCGGUUAUACGGAAUCGACAGGACGCAUGUGAUGGGUAUCAGCAAGGCAGUAUCGACCCGCUGGUCUGGCAGCCCCGACCGUGGCAGCUGCGACCUUGA
Cyphellophora attinorum is the source of this 432-nucleotide messenger RNA. RefSeq lists its product as uncharacterized. The record is from RefSeq and is a predicted model, not a curated record. The transcript is spliced from 2 exons. Bases 1 to 432 code for a protein of 143 amino acids. Lineage: Eukaryota; Fungi; Ascomycota; Eurotiomycetes; Chaetothyriales; Cyphellophoraceae.